AUGUCGUCGGUCCUGCGUGUCGGCGCCCACCUCCUCAGCCUCGCACAGGUCCUCCUCUACCUCCCCUUGACCCUCGACAUCGCAGAGCCGGGCAAGGAGGCCAUGCUCGCCCUCUCGCUCAUGUUGGCCGUCGCGUUCGGCAUCUCGGCCACCCUCCACCUCGCCGUCCGCAACACAAAGCUUCGCCCCGUGUCGACCCUCCUCUCGUGGCUCUCGCCCCUCCUCAUCCCAGCCCUCCUCCUCCUCACCCUCAACCUCUACUCGACCUCGACCGCCAACACCGUCGCCCCCUCGCUCCGCGACAAGGUCCUCCACCCGCACCUCGUCGCCUCGACCGCGACCGCGACCGCGCCCUCGACCGCCAACGCGUCGACACUGUACGACACGCUCGUCUCGGUCGCACGCGCGGCCCCCUCGGCGUGGGAGACGGUCCUGCGCAAGUCGUCGCCCGUGUUUACCAUCCUCGAGGGCCUGUGCACCCUGUUGUGCAUCCAGGCCGUGAGCCGGUUCACCGUCGCCCGCAUCGACGACAGCAGGAGCCCCGACCUCCUCAAGAUGCUCGUCCUCAUCGUCGCGUCCGGCAUCUACGUCAUCAGCGCCUACUUCUUGUGGGAGAGCUACGGCGCCGUGACGGACCGCCUCUCGUCCACCUUUAUCGGCGUCGCCGUGACGACUAUCCUCUUCCUGAGCGGUAUCUCGUUCAGCGUCCAGAAGGGCAACGUGAUCGAGACGGCCCUCAUGCUCGCGUGCGUCCCCGUCUCGCUCUCAGUCUUGGGCGGCGCGCGCUCGGCCGUCGGCGCCUACGCUGUCUUCCAGAUCUUCCACCUCUCGAACCGGCCGCAGAUGUACACGGCGGGCCUCCUCAAGCACGUCUUCAAGGCCUCGGGCACCAACGGCCACCCGCCGCUCCCGCCCGUCGUGCUCCAGUCGUUGGACGCGGUCACGAGCGCCGUCAGCCAGACGUUCGGCGCCGGCGUCGACUCGUCCGCCCUGCCCUUCAGCGUCAUCGUCACCCUCUUCUAUCGCGUGUUCGUCAUGUACGCCGCAACACGCGUCGUGCUCGCCCUCAAGCGCCGCACGGGCGGGUACGAGGACAACCGCAAGUUGAGCGAGGAGGAGCCCGCUGCCCGCGUCAUGACGGUCGUCCUGACGUACUCGCGGUCGCUCCUCAUCGGCGUCUACACGCACUUGCUCCUCCUGAGCGAGUCGCAGGGCGACCAAGCCUUUUGGCGGUGGGUGUCGCUCUUCUCGGUGACGGCCCUGUGGGCGCUCGAGAUCCGGCUCGGUGCGCACGUCGACGACCAGGAGGGCGCGGGGAGGUGGAAGUCGGAGUAG
Rhodotorula graminis WP1 is the source of this 1335-nucleotide messenger RNA. RefSeq lists its product as uncharacterized. Gene Ontology annotation, cellular component: endoplasmic reticulum membrane; perinuclear endoplasmic reticulum; cortical endoplasmic reticulum. Bases 1 to 1335 code for a protein of 444 amino acids. The transcript has 7 exons. Gene Ontology annotation, biological process: endoplasmic reticulum inheritance; septin ring assembly. Lineage: Eukaryota; Fungi; Basidiomycota; Microbotryomycetes; Sporidiobolales; Sporidiobolaceae. The record is from RefSeq and is a predicted model, not a curated record.